ACAGUGUCGAUCUCCGUGCCUCGAGGAUGUGUACCGGCGGCUGGCGAGAAUGCCAAUGUAUCCAUAGAUCGUGAUUUAAGGUUUGCACCGAAACGUUACAGUGCAAUAUAAAGACCACAACAAAAGGAUCUUUGAACGGACGUCCGAUCGAUUUUUUUUGGCACGCUAGAUCAGUGACAUGAAUUUGCAAAUCGUGUGUAUCUUUCAAUUUGUUUUAAUAUUUAGUGUACGUCUACGUAAACUUCAAUAAAACAAACAAGGACUUAAAAAGUUUAUACACGACAGAAUUUACGACGAGAACAACUCAUACUUGUGGUUUCCUUGGUAACAACAAACUCGAUAACGCAGUGCUAAAGAUAUAUUCCGAUCACAACGUUACGAAGCCAGUGAGACAAGACAAGUCGAUUAUACGCAAAACAAAUUAACAUCGCGACAUUUUUUCAACGGAGUGUUCAAGAUCAGUCAACAUUUUUAGACGCUGUAGUGCGUGACAGAUGUUUGUUGUUGUUAGUUUAAUAUUAGAUUACGAAUUAACUGAAGCUCGAUCACCAAGUGACAAACACCGCCAUUGAAUCCUCUCAGUGUAAAGAUGAGAGUCCUUACACAUUUCACAGAAUGAUGCUAACACCGUACUUGACCGUGGCGCUGAUGUUGGUCCGUGUGGCUGAACUGUUCGACCCUACCAAUCAAGUGCUCGAUGGUCACUUCCAGGACCAGUGUACUCAGCGAUGUCCAUUCCAGAAUAAAACAGAAGAAGGCAGCUUCGACGCGGGGUGCGAAAACGAUGGUAAAAUAGAACAGUGUUCGAGGGGCUGUCAGUCUUGGCAGAGAGCACUUGAGUCCAGCUGCCAGAAUGUUUGUAAUGGAACCCAGGACCUUCUACCUCCCAAAGAGCUUUACUGUGUCAUGGGAUGUAACUAUGCAGUCAGCAGAUAUCUGCAAAUAUUGAAAGAUGAGAUUGGAACACCAUCCGCUCCUGCUCUGGUUGCUGACACCCUCACCGCCACUUCCCUCAGUCUCGAAUGGGAAGGUUCCAGAUUCAGCAACAUCAGCUACCUGGUGCAAUGGCGGUACGAGGAGCUCGCUGGAGCAUGGCAAUACUGCCGCAACCAGAGCUGGGGGCCACACUCCACCGUGUUAGUCGAGAACUUGCAGCCUUAUACAAAGUACAGGUUCCGGAUUGCCAUUCUGCUGUCACAUCACAGCGAACCGAUAGUUUCAGAACCGAGCGUGGUCAUCAGCACGCUGCCUAGAGGUGUACCAUCAUCGGCACCCACAAUUGUGAGAGCCACUGCGGUAGACUCUAGCCGCAUAUCUGUAUCAUGGGAACCUGGGCCCUUCCCCAAUGGCCCUGUGCUGUCUUAUGUGUUGCAGAUCAAUGAGUUACCGGAGGGCUACUCAGCCCUCAAGGAUAUCGCGGCAUCUGAAAAUACUAACUUCUACAUGUUCAAGAAUUUGGUGCCAGACAGAAAUUACACAUUGUCUGUGAGCAUGAGGAAUGUCGUAGGGGAAGGACCACCCGCCACCACUCUGGUUUCAACGCCGCCUGAACCUACAGUGAAAGACACACGCAAGCCUAAUUUGAUUUUGGGAACCUAUCACACGGUAUUGAGACGAGAAGCUGAUAUUUUAGCAGAACCAAUGAUUGUGUACAACACAUCACAUAUUAUUAAAGGUGUUGCAAUACACGUAAGUCAUCGCUUGCUGUUUGUGUCGGACUCUGCCGGCUAUGUAGCUAGUUCAUCGCUGAUGCGUUAUGAGGCUCCAAGUACCAUCCUCACUCCAUCGCACGCCAAUUUCCUACCGCUAGACCUCAGUGUGGACUGGCUCAAUGACCAACUGUACAUAUUGGGAGAGGUGACACAUUCUACAGGACCCAUGUGGCAGGUAGCCCGUUGUGGAUUGGAUGGGCGUGGGCUUACCAUUGCAGUGGCUGGUAUCCUUACUAAACCAUAUCACAUUGAAGUCGAUCCAUACAACGGUUAUUUAUUCUGGGUAAUACAAGGUGCCACAAUAGGAGGUUUGUACCGGCUGGACCUACAUGAUAUCAGCAAUGGAGUGAAACAUGAAGUACGACCACAUGUCAUUCUGGAAGAUCCUAACCUUGGAGCAUUCACAGUGGACCACAAAAAUUUCCGGCUCUUAGUUCCAAACCAUUCUCAGAAUACUGUUGUUUCUGUAUCACUGGAUGGGCGUGAAAUAGUUGACCUCCGAGGAAACACACAGCAGCCAAUGUUUCAGAAUGUGGUCUCUUUAGCAAUGGCAAAUGGUGUGUUCUACUGGACCAAUGGUGAGGAGGUGCUGUAUGAAGAAUACCAUCCAAUCCAUAACAGUUAUUUCCAUAAUGCUUAUCCUGAUCGGCCAGACAAGUCAUUUGUCAGCGUGAGCGUCAACCUACCUACAUCACAGCCCAUACCCAUCCCUGUGAACCCUCCAACCAAUGUGCAAGCUAUACUAGGAUCAAAACUGGCAAAGACAUCAUGGCAGGUGCCGCACUUACUAGGAGGACAAGGCAAAGGAGCAUGGCAGAACUGGUCGUAUGAACUGCACAUUACGGAUGAAACCAUGGGAGUAACAGUGUACAAGAAGAAUGUUAAUACUACUUCUUACACAAUCCAAAACUUAAAGGCCAAUACAGAAUAUGUGAUAAAAACCGCUGCAUAUACAAGUUCAGGAAAAGGUCCAUGGUCAUCAGAAUUCAGAGGAAAGACAUUAAAGGUGCCACAAGACGGGAAAUAUGCUUCAAUAUUAUGGUCUGCAGCUGAAGGAUUAUUGAAGUCGGAUGUAACAGGAGAGAAUGUCGAGAUGCUCAUACAUAAUACAAACUUAAAGGAUAUGCACGGAAGUUACCACAUAACCGACAUAGCUUGGUACAAAGACAAGCUGUAUCUUGUGACAAACACAACUCAUGUAUACUGGUUCAAUCUCACAACUCACGAAUCAGGACACCUGAGAGAGAUGGAUUCAGUAGGCAGCAUCGCUGUAGACUGGAUUGGCAAGAAACUAUAUUGGUCCAAUCCAAAACAGCAAUUGAUUACUCGAGGGAGCCUUAAUGGUACUCAGCACGAACCUCUUCCCAUCCUGACAGUAGCUAAGGAGUUAAAUAUUGAUGCAAUUCAAGCUUAUAUAUAUUGGUCGACGGGGCACGCGGUCGAAUGUGCACGGCUAAAUGGGAAGAACAGACGCACAUAUUACCCCGCAGAACUGUUUUCAGGAAAGCAAGUGAUGGGACUCACACUUGAUGUUGAUCGAAGAGCUGUCUACUGGAUAGUAAGGAGCUACGAAGGCUCUACACUAUUCCAGGCUCCAACUGCUGAAGAAAUUCCCCAAGGAGAGGAGAUAUAUCCCAUAAAGGAAAUGAGCCUGCAGCAUUCUCAUAUGCAAGGACCACUGUGCUAUUUUGGUGACCACCUACUGUGGCUACAGGAUGACAGAAAUGCUGUGAUAGGGGAUCUGAAUGGACAGAACACUGCAGUUAUCAGUGGAACAAGCCUCUCUGGGCUCAAUAUGGUAGCCGUUUUAGAUUCCGCUUUGCAUCAUUAUCCAAAUACGAGUGUCUCUGAUGAUAUUAACGUUAUUCCUGAACCAGUAUGCCUACCUUCAAUUCACAUCACAGGAACAUGGGACAAGUUUUUAAUCAAAUGGGACCCAGUAACAAAUGUUAAUUAUGAUCAAGUAUUUUACGAAGUCAAAAUUUAUGACUUUUCAAAAACGGAUUUUUCUGAACCUAAAGUGACGGUUGAGCCACUUGUAAGGUAUUGGAAUCCGGGAAUGAUUCCAUAUUCAAGAUUGCAGAUAACAAUCAAAGCCUUCACUUACUGGGGUGCAUCACCUCAGGUGCGGGCGAUCAUGCACUCACCACCUUCAGUGCCCACAGAACCCACAAAUCCACGUGUAUUCGUUUCAUAUUCUAGAAAUCCGGUGAGAGAAGAUCAGGAUGUGAUGGCUGUGUUCAGAUGGGAUCCUCCCACAUAUUCUAACGGUAUUGUUGAAGGUUAUAAAGUGAAGUGCUGGUACUCGUCACAUGGAACUUACAUUCACGUAUGUGACUCACUGAACUUAAAUGCUACCAAACUGGAAUUCACUGCAUUCAACUUGUCACGAAAUUCAACGUAUUACUUUCAGGUCCAGGCAUAUACAAGUGUUGGCAAUGGAGCACUGACUGAUCCCGUAAGAGCAGAUACAGAUGUGGAGAUGCCUGUCCCUAAGCUACUUCUUUCUACUUUGGACGCUGUAAAGAUCACUGACUGCGACAAACAUGAGAACCAGACGCUGUCACGAAGCAGUGGACCCCCUGUAGAUUUAGCAUUCAUUAGUCUUGAAAACAAAUUAUAUUGGCUGAAUGAGAUGCAAGAGUUACUGAGUUCUAAUCUAGAUGGCCAGAACAGAGGAAAGAUUGUGACUCUGAACAAUACUGGAUUAAGUAUUACUGUGGACUGGGUAGGAAGAUAUCUCUAUUGGUCUGAAAUAAACCACAGAACCCCAGGUUCAACAAUUUAUCGACUGGAUUUGAAUCAAGCAGAAAGGGGUCAUAUAUAUGCUUCCAAAGUGCUUAGAAGAUCUAAGUUCAUUCACAGCAUUGACAUAUCUCCUUUUAAAAGCACUUUAUUUUGGAUUGAAAUGAAUAAAAGUGGAGUGGGUCAUCUUAUGACGAGCAGAGCUGACGGAAGUAUGAUACGACCAUUUUUCACAAACACCCACAGAAAAAGAAGAGACAGUUCAUCAAAUGGUGAAUGUACUUGUCCUCAGAAUCCAUCUGUUGGGAAAGCAAUGACAAUUGAUCAGACUGAUCCAGCAAGUAUUCAAAUUCUGUGGGUGGACGGUCAGGAGAAUCAUGUGUACCAAACAGAGGCAAACGGAUGUUUCUGUUCUGUGGUGGUAAAUGCCACCGUAAAUACAGAAGCAGGUCUUCCCCCAACAUCAAUUACUACGGACCAUCGUCUGUUAUACUGGUCUAAUGAAACCGAAGGCAAAGUGUAUUCAGUGAUGAAGGCCACAGAAGAUCAAGUGUUGGCAAGCAUGACGAGAGGUGUCAUGUCAGUUAACAUAACAGGAGUUCGAAGAAUCGCAGCACUUGGACAACACUUACAACCGUAUCCAGUGCCGAAAUGUCUUUCGCCAGUUCAAGCCAGGUUGGUUGUCAACAACAUCAGUCACACAGAUCAUUCCAUAACACUGCAACUCCCGGAACCUGAGCGACAUCCUCAAUGUGAGAAUAUGUCACUGGCCUCGGUUGAAUACACGGUAUAUUACGGGCAAAUCAAAGGGGACAGGAACACGGACUGCAGUGCAGAUAUAAAUUCCUGUUCCAAAAGGAUUACGUACAAUCGAGUAUUGGAAGUACCACAUUUGAAGCCAUUUUCUACUUAUAUAUUUUACGUGUCACUUAAAAAUUACUACAGUGACCUAGAAGGAAUUAUCCCUGUUACUGGGCCUCCAACUAAAUUCCAAACUGCUGCAGGAGCUCCAUCAUCACCACAGAAUGUAACAGUUCUGGUUCUAAAUCCCACAACUGUUGAGGUACAGUGGCUGCCCCCACAGGAGUUCAACGAUGAGAGAGUAUGGUACGAGGUACACUGGUGCACGGAGAGCAUGGUGGCUGGUGUACGUCAGAAGACCGACAAAGAUGUCAUGAGUACAGACUCACUGAAAAAUGUCCACAGAUCUGACCUCAACAACUUACUGCCUGGAGAAACUUAUCGAAUUUGGGUGCGGGCAAAUUCUCAGAACAGCAAGACGUACAGUGACAGUGAUGGUGUUGUUAUCACAAUGUACCCAGAACUCAACAAUAUUACUCUUUUACACGCAACACCAUAUGCACUCAACAUCUCGUGGACUCCCUCCAAGAACGUUCCCAUUGUAAGGUAUGACAUCCAGUACCAUGAAGCUGGUUCAGGAAGUUGGAGCAACUUACUGAAAGACACAGAAGUUUAUUUUGUAGACCACUUGCUUCCAAAGACACACUAUGUCUUCAGACUUUCUUUAAUUUAUCCCCAUUCUUCAGUGCCAUAUGUAUGGCCUCCAGAUGAAAGAUUUUCUUACGAAACAUUAGGGGACUGUCCAAGCCCCCCUGGUGUUCCUCUCAUCCAACAACUGAGAAGAGAUGUCUAUCAGGUCAUAUGGGACGCUUCUCGUGAGAAUGGCGCUCGUAUAGAGUUAUACUGUUUGGAAGGCAAGAUCGAGGAAGAAACACGGGAGAAGAGAGAAGCAAACUUUACAUUGGACGCUGACAAUUCAGCUAGAACGGAGGAUAAUAAUUUUGUUGAAGCAGAUGAUAAUGACAUUUGGGUACUAUACUACAAUGGGACAGAUAACUACUGGAUUAUUACUGAUCUCAGCCCAAGCUUGAGGUAUACCUUCAGGGUCCGUUCCAUGAAUAAAUACGGCUGGAGUAACUUUAGUUUAGCGAGUGAAUCAUUUGAUUUCACUGAAGCAGCCAUGCUAGCAAAGCAGCAAGAACUAGGAUUUGUACUCAGCAUUUGUAUACCGAUUGCAAUGGUCAUCUUAUGUGUGACUGUGAUGUUCAUAACAGUGUACAAGUUUCAACAACGGGAAAAGGAGAAGAAGUCUCUACAGAUGAUAACAUUGACAACAGCAACUCGAGGACCAGAUGUUGAACUGGCAACACUGAGAGAACUUCCUCGCAGAGGAAACUUUGUCCAGAACACAAAUGCCCUCUACACUACAGCUGACAUCCCUACAGACGAAGAGAUUGCAUUGUUACCUCAUAUUCGCAGAGAUCAGAUUACACUGACAAAAUUCCUUGGCAGUGGAGCAUUUGGAGAAGUGUUUGAAGGCAACGCAAGAAACUUGGCUAAUUCUGGAGGAGGUGAAACAAGAGUUGCUAUCAAAACAUUACGAAAGGGAGCUACAGAACAAGAAAAGGCUGAAUUCUUGAAAGAAGCUCAACUGAUGAGCAAUUUUAAGCAUGAACACAUUCUUCAACUCUUGGGUGUCUGCCUUGACAAUGAUCCUAACUUUAUCAUAAUGGAGCUAAUGGAGAAUGGAGACUUACUAAGUUAUCUCCGGUCAAACCGGCCACUCCUAUACACGGGAAAUUCUCUUACUUUACUCGACCUGAUGGCAAUGUGUGUAGAUGUCGCCAGAGGCUGUAGAUAUUUGGAAGAAAUGCAUUUUGUCCACCGAGAUCUGGCAUGUCGCAAUUGUCUAGUAUCAUCAGGAGAUCCUCAGACCAGAAUAGUUAAGAUUGGAGACUUUGGCCUCGCAAGAGACAUAUACAAGAAUGACUAUUAUCGAAAAGAAGGAGAAGGAUUAUUACCUGUAAGAUGGAUGGCACCAGAAUCAUUGGUGGAUGGCGUGUUCACUUGCCAGUCGGAUGUGUGGGCUUUUGGCGUCCUCAUUUGGGAGAUCAUGACACUUGGACAGCAGCCGUACCCGGCCAGAACCAACCUGGAAGUUCUGCAUUAUGUCAGAAAUGGUGGACGCCUUGGAAGACCUAACAACUGUCCAGAGGAACUAUAUCAGCUGAUGUUGAAAUGCUGGAACUACAAUCCUGAGACACGACCCACAUUUACAUACUGUUUGGAGGUUCUGGAAGAACUCAAAAGCAAAAGCACUGACCUUCCUCUAAUACCCAUCCAGAAUGGGCACUAUGUGAGCAGGACAAGGAAUGGUGGCAUAGAUAACCGUGGCUUCUUUGAAGAUGAAAACCAUAAUAACAGUUCAGGAAGCUCGUGGAAGACGGGCAGUGAUGCCAGCAGUCGAGAUCAGGUGCCUUUCCUUCAGCCCUCACCUGAAAGUGUAUCAGGACAGGGAAGCCAACCACUGGCAGUACCGCAAGGACAGACAGGUCUUGAUGGACGUCAAAAUGCGAGUCCUACAAACACAACACGUGAGAUUCCCACAUACUUAGAGCUGAUCUACAAUGACUCACCACCAUCUGCAAUAGCUGAUGGUUAUGAAAUUCCAAGAGCCUUCGCUAACAGAGAUGUCAAUAACAAGACUUCAUCAACUAGUGACACAGUGGAGAGACCUAGAACUUUUUCUACUUCUUCGACAGUAAGUAACGGAAGUGCUUCAACACCAGUGAUGUACCAACAAGCCCAUUUAGUGCGUAAUACAACUGAUAAUUCUGAUUCAGCUGGAAAGGUGGGCAGUAUUUUAGUGAUCGGGAAUAUGAAGGCUAAUGGUUGUAUAGGAGGGAUCAGAAAAAAUGCACCAGAAUUCAUAAGAAAUGGAGAAAAGGACCUUUCUAGUCUUGAGAAAUUGCUGCCAUCUGUGAAGAAGUGCACCAACAACCAUCAGACAGUUGGAGGCAGUGCCAUGGACAAUAAAGGUGGGGUAAACACCAACAUAAAGACAAACAGUGCUUAUAGUAAUGUGGCGAAACAACCAUUACUGGAGGAAGAGGUGAAAGAAACCUUACCAGAAAGUUCUCAUAAUUGUUCCAAUGACAAUAAUGAACCUACCGUCACAAUUUCACAUAACUGUACACCCACUAGAACCCUAUCCUGAACAUCCGUUCAGCUCCAAUUCUGUAUAACCUCUACAAUUGGAAAUUAGUUUAUGAUAUAACCAAAAUGUGUAGGCAAUCCAUUUGUAAAAUGGUUUAACCUAAAUACUGUGCCAGCAUCCCAAGCUGACAAUAUCCUGUGCCUAAAGUAUUUAAAACUGCCACAAUUAUCAGAACUGUCAGGACAUAAUACCAAAUGCUUUUACGAACAUUACUGUAUAAAACAACACAUCAUGUACAUACAUUGUUUCAUUAUAAACUCUCUCAUAUUGUUCUGUGCGCACAUUGUAUAGAUUUACUCAUUGUAAAUAACAUAAUGAAAUGUGUUAUUAACAUUAGUAGUAGUAGUAGUAGUAGUAGAAGACUUACAUGUAUAUAUGCAUCCAUGCAUAGAUACAUACACAGUCAUGUACAUAUGUGUUAACUACAGCUUUGUACAGCAAGAUCUACAAGUUUUAAUGGCAGAAAGACAAUUCUUGCUCCAAACAUUUUAAAAAUCUGUGGAUACUCGUUUAUAUAUUCUCUUUCUUCAUGAAUUAAAAUCCAACUUCCAGUGUCUGAGUUCUUGCUCACAAA
This is a messenger RNA of Zootermopsis nevadensis, 9049 nucleotides long. RefSeq names its product receptor protein-tyrosine kinase sevenless (gene sev). Gene Ontology annotation, cellular component: signaling receptor complex; plasma membrane. The record is from RefSeq and is a predicted model, not a curated record. NCBI's taxonomy places the organism in Eukaryota, Metazoa, Arthropoda, Insecta, Blattodea, Termopsidae. Gene Ontology annotation, molecular function: transmembrane receptor protein tyrosine kinase activity; protein binding; ATP binding. Gene Ontology annotation, biological process: multicellular organism development; regulation of TOR signaling; protein phosphorylation.